This is a messenger RNA of Hydra vulgaris (swiftwater hydra), 4531 nucleotides long. RefSeq lists its product as uncharacterized. The record is from RefSeq and is a predicted model, not a curated record. Gene Ontology annotation, molecular function: phosphatidylinositol binding. Gene Ontology annotation, cellular component: intracellular membrane-bounded organelle. Lineage: Eukaryota; Metazoa; Cnidaria; Hydrozoa; Anthoathecata; Hydridae.
UUAACAAAAUAUUUCUUAACACAACAACAAAAAUUUCACUUUUUACAAAUAUCACGAGUUUAUUUAGUAUUGUUGUGUCUGCUAAAUAUAUUUGAAAAUGUAUCAAAAAUAUAAACUUACUUUCGAAUGUCUAAACAUUUUUUUGUAGCAAAUAUAACUUAAUAAAAGUUUAAAAUUGUAAUCAAGACUAGCUUAAAGACAAGCGUAAAGACUAAAAUGAUAGCCUAUAGAUUGUUUUUACUAACUCUAUUUCUUGUGGUUUUACUAUAUUCUGGAUAUGGUCUGCUUGCUGCUUUAUUUGUUUUUUUUAUUACAACAGUUACGACAUAUAUCUGUUAUUCACUUAAAACACAAUUAAAAGUUGAGCGAUUAGUCAACUUCAUUUUAAAAUUUGGAAUAUCAUUGCCGAGAUCAAAUGAAGAACGAAAACAUCCAAAGUUUGAUAAGAUUAAAUCUUUUCCUAAACCUAUAGCUGAUAUUCUUCAAAAAAUAAUCAAUUCCAUUAUAAACAGCUUUGUAAAAACAUGGUAUUCCUACAUAGGCCCUGGUGAAGAAGACUUUAUUAAAGAAGUUGAGUUUAUUUUAGAAAAUGUUAUUUUAGAAGUUUAUAAUCAACUAGAACAUGUUGAUUUAAAGAAUUUAACAGCUGUUUUGAUUAGAAUGUUUCAAAGACACAUACAUUUGUUUGAUGAAUGUCGAAGUAUUAUAAAUAAAAAAUAUCCUGGUAUUAACAAACAGGACUUUACUGUUUGUAUUACAGAGCUUUAUGAAGCUGCUGUCAAUAAACAUAUUGCAACAUUAAAUAAAAGCGCUGAAAUUGAUUAUAUUAGAACUUUGCUUGAUAUUAUAUUGUAUAAGUUUGCUCCUAAAGAUGCUUUUUUAUGCGAAAGUGGGCGGUUUAUGUUGAGAGAAGUUUUAGCUAUUCAACUAGUUGAACCUCUUAUUCAAGAAUUCAUUGACCCACACGUUUUAAAUGAGGUAGUAAAUGUUAUACUUGAGCCAUCUUUACCUCUCUCUGUAAUUCAACAAAGAUGGAAUGAAGCAUUUUUAAAAGUUGAGAAGGACACAAGUUUAUGUCAUGAAAUAGAGUAUAAUAAAAAAAAAGAGACUGACAAUGAAAGUAUUAGCGAAGGAGCACCUUUGUUAGAAACAAGUGAAGAACAUUUAACUCCCGUCUAUUCAGCAUUAGAACAUGAAGAUGAUGAUUUAUCUGGCAGUAAUAUUAUUCGGUUUAACAAGUUCGAUGAAAGAUCUUCUGCACCAGUUUACGGUUCAAAAUCAGUAAGAGACCAUGAAAAGAAAAUAUUAAAUAAAUACACUGACAGCUCUUCAUCUCUGCGUGAUGACCUAGAUAUACAAUCAUUAGUUAGUCUUGAUCCUAUUGCAUCUUCUUGGGGAGUUUGUCCUACUUCUAGUUCUGAAGUUUUCCUUGGAAAAAGUUUUUUAGAUAUGCCUAGAAAUCAAGAUGAUAUAUCUGAGCAAGUAAAAUCUAAGUUAAGAUCAUUAAGUGAAAUUGUUGUUUCUCCUUCUCUUUUUUGCUUGGAUAGAAAUAGCUACUCCAAGCAUUCUAAUACAAAGCAUAAAAAAAAGCGCAAAACAAAACCACAACAAAACAAAGGCACAAGUUUUUCAAGUGUUCCAGAAAAAGUAGCUCCUGAAAACAGGCCUUCUUUGUCAGAAAUUUAUCAAUUUCAACAAUUUGAAUCUCAUAAAAGUGGAGAAGAGGGUGUUUUUUAUGAUGUGGCACCAUCUUGUCCUACUUGCAUGGAAAUGUCAUUUUUUGCUAGCCCAUUUCAAAACAAAUCAAAUGGUUUUUUUUUUAAUGUUGACAAGAAAAUCAAAGGUAAUGAGCAUGAUUGUGGUUUGAAAACUCAGCAUUUUUUUUACCCAGCAUUAGUUGAGAAGAAAAAAAUUACUUUAGAUUCAAUAGACAAUGACUCAUUUGUUUCAUGUAGCAAUUACCAAGAUGAGGAACAAGAAUCAUCAAAAGAAAGUGAAAUAAAGAAUGUUUCAAUUUCUAUGCAAGGUUUUGAUGUUGUUUCUUCUCUAUCAGAUACUAAUAGCUCCUCUGAUUCAACUGGCAGCUCUUCUGAAACAACACAAAGCAUUAAAAAAAAUGCAAACUUUUUUGAUCAACUUGAGAAAAAUGAUGAUCAAGUCCUGGCUCAUAGUGCUCGAUCAGUUUCUGCAUCUUCUUUUCGAAGUGUUUAUGAAAAUAGUUUAUCUAUAAAUCAUGAAAAAAUAAAAGGUAGAAAAAGUUUCAAAAAGAAAACCAAAAGUGUUGUUUUUAGGCUUUUUAAAAAAGAUUUAAUACAAAAUUCCAAGCAUAACAAUAUUAAAAAAUUUCAUUUGUCAAAUGAUUCAAAAGUGUCAAAUGAUGUUAUUUCAAAAGAUAAAGUAGAAAAUAAAGAAGCAACUCAUAUACCAAAAAUAUAUAAAAAUUUAAAAACCAAAAAAAAAAAUGAUAUUGAUAAUCAAAGGUUUGAAUCUUCUUCUGUAUCUACUACUCGAACCAAGUUUCACAGUAUACCUGAAAAUGAAUCUGAUAAAAUUGAAAUUGAGCGUGACAGUUUCAUGGGCAAUUUUGUUGAGGAAAUAGCACAUGAAAUAAAUGAAGAUGAUAUAUUUUUUGAAGAGGAUGCAAACUCCCAACAUUAUUUACCAUGUCCUGAAAACGUUGACCCAUUAUCUAAGGUGAUAACUGUUACAGAAAAAGGGUAUGAUGUUUUAUCAAUUAAAUCAGCAAGAUCUGCAAAAUCUAAUGAAUCCAAAGUUUCUAGUGAAAAAUCAAGCGAGAAGUUAGUAACAAAUUCUAAAGAACGUAUGAUGAAAAAAGAAACCUACAUUCCUAUAUUUGAAGGACAAGUGAUUAUGCCUCACCCAAGUAAACUACCAGCUGCAUGGCUUUAUCCUAUUCAAAUGAUUUCUAUUCCUUCGACAGAAAUUGCAUUUGAGAAAGGGUGGGAGCCUGGUAUAAAUAAAUACACUCUAUAUAAUAUUCAUUAUGAUAUACGAAUUUGGCCAGAUUUGUAUCAAAAACAUUUAAAUCAUCAAGCUACAGAUCUUCAUAUUGGUGAUAAUGCAAUGCCAUUAAUUAGAGAAAUAAAAAGGAGAUACAGAGAGUUUUUAUAUCUUCAUAAUCGCUUGACUCAUGGGCCAAUGGCUAAACAUAUGAAAGGUAUUUUACGACCAAAUAGAAGAUAUGCCAUGCCAUUUGGUCGAAUGGAUCCAGAUGUUAUUGAAGGAAGGAGAAAAAUCCUUGAAUCGUAUUUAGUGAGUUUAGUUUCACGACCAGAGAUGUGUAACAGUAGAGAAUUUAAAGACUUCUUAGGAUCUGAAGAUCAUGAUGAAGUUUCUGUUUUAAAAACUAAAGUUUUUAAAAAACAGCUUUACCAAUCGCAACUAAACAAAGUAACUUCCAUCAAACCAGAUGAACAUAAUUUAGAAGUCCACAAAGCUGAGAAGAUGGGUAUGAAAGAGUCUCCAUAUUUUAUUCAUGGCUAUGAUGUGCCUAGAAUGUUUGGCUAUGCAGAUGAAGAUGACCUUAACAAGCAUUCCUAUUUCUACUUGAAGCAUUUUAUUAUCAAUUAUAAAUUUAUUCAAAAUCAAAAAUCCAUACAACCUUUGCGUAAAUUGCAGAAAAUGUCGAAUGUAGGAGCUCUUUCUUCUUUCCAAAAGCCACAUUUUAUAAUUGGCACUGAUGAACCUGAUAAGGUAAAGAAGCCUACUGAGUCCCAACUUGGAAGAAGAACAUCAGCAGAUGGGUCUGAAAAUCCUCAGGUAGGAUGCUAUGAAUGUGUUUUACGUGAUCCUGUAGCCAAGUUACCAAAUGGAAAAUCUUUUUUUGAUACAAACAUACAUUCUAUUCACAUUGCUGCAAAGUUUUCUGAGCAACUGGCUGCUGAUUUGCAUGAAGGUAAUUUAGCCCGUGCUAUUGCUCGUGACAAAGAUCUGUUUGAAAGCUCGUGGCCACUAACAAAUGCCCUUCUCUCUAUUCUAUGCCAGUUUCUUAAAAAGUAUCCAUCGUUUUUGACAUUUGAGAGAGUGCAGCAGUCAGUUUUAUUUAGUGUUGGAGGUGUCAUUGAAUGGUUUCUUGGGCGUCAGUUAGAUGAAGUUAUAAUCAAAGAACGAUGUUAUAAGUAUCUGUGUGAUCUAUAUAAUUUGAUUUGGGAUGAGGAAGGAAUUUUACUUGAAAGAAAACCAGAUCCAACACUUCAACAGCGUGAAGAAACUAGAAUUAAACUUUUAAACAGUCUAAUUGACAUAAUACCAUCUUUUUUAUCAUUCACCGUUGGAAAAAAUAACAUCGAAAAGUGUUGUGAAGAUUUGCUUCAAACAAUACAGUAUCCAAAAAUUAACAAACAUAUCAUUUACUCUGGAAUUGAGCUAAUCUUGAUGGAACUUAUACCCGAGUUGCGCCAUAAUUUUAUAAAUUAUGUGUCCACGGCAACAUCAGGAAGAUAAAUAGAACAGUUUUUCUUUUCUUUUUUUUUUUUUUUCAAAUUACUUCAUGAGUACUUUUUUAUUUAUU